GCCUCAGUAGCUCAGUUGGUAGAGCCCUCUCUAGAACACAGAGUGCUCUGCCUUGCUCUGUAUGAGGGAUUCAGCCCAGCCAGCUGAGCUGCCUAGAACACAGAGUGCUCUGCCUUACUCUGUAUGAGUGAUUCAGCCCAGCCAGCUGAGCUGCCUCAGUGGCACAGUGCCAAAAGCAGUGGACACAGCAAUUUGAAAAUUAUGUGACCAAGGAGACUCUUGGAGCACACAUGGUCCAACAUUCUAGAAUCCUAAGUUGUGGGCUUGGUUGGCAUAAGCGCGUGCGCGUAAGCUGUAAGGUACGUGGGCGCGGUUUAGGGGGUAGUUUGCGCAUGCGCACAGUGACGGAAUGAGGGCCUAGCUAGCUAGCUAGCUAGAGGGAUGAUGCGCUCGGUGUCUUUCGUGGAUCGUCUGGAGUUCGAGUUCGCAGGCAACCAUUCCUCCCACGGCCUCUGCCUGGGAGACGUGGACGGAGACGGACUGAACGAGCUGGUGGUAGGGAGCGUAGACGGUGUCUUAGCCAUUUUCAAGGAAAUCAAGAACACAAAACCAUGGAGAAAGUGUUCGGACCUUGGAAUGAUAACCAGCGUUGCAGUUGGGGAUAUCUUGAACAAGAAGAAGAAUUUGGUGAUUGUCUCCACAACAGAAGGACUCUGUCAUAUCUUCGACUUCCAUCAAAAUCAAACAAAUAGCGGGAAAGGUUCUUCGGAGGAAGGGUCCAAGACUGGAACCGGAAUCAGACCGAUCCACAGCCAGUAUCUCUCCCUCAAUGUCAAGACACUACUUGUCGACUGCAUUGACCCAGGAGGAGCAGUUGAUGUGUUUGUUGGCCACACUGACAGAGCAGUUGGUGCCUAUCGUUGGGAUUCGGAUACCCAUUCUCUUGUGGCCCUCACCGAGAGACUGCCUCUAAAUGGACAGGUUGGCUCUUUGUCAGUGGGCGUGGUCCCAGGAAGGAGUGGUGGGUGUGGCCAACUGCUCGUCUCCCAGGCCGGAGGCACUUGCAUUCCCCUGGUCUAUUCCAGUAGCCACACACCCCGGGAUGGGAAUGGGACCAAGACCGGGAACAGGAAUGAGACUGAGACGGGCGCGGAAGCUGGGGCAGAACUACCCAGUAAUGGAUGGAUGGUUGAGCUGACCUAUCAGAAGGGCAGUGUUGAUGGCAUCAUUGGAGUUGUACAGAGAAGAAAUCCAAUCGUUGGGACCGAGAUUGUGGGGAACAUAACCCCUGCCCCUCAAUCAAUCGAUCAUUCGUCUUCUUCUUCUUCUUCUUCGGGAAACCAAGUGGGAAGAAAGGGUGACGGGACGGGAUUGUGUGGAACACUUACUGCACUGUGUACAUUGGAUGGUUCUAUCAAGUUGUUGAAAGAUGAGAACAAGCAGUGGGAGCUACAAGUCGAUCACAGCAUCUUCUCCCUUCACUGUCUAGACACUACUGGAUGUGGAGGAGACGAGAUUGUUGGCUGUGCCUGGGAUGGAAUGACGUACAUUGUAGAUCAGAAGAGAAACGUCGUAAAAUUUAACUUUGGGGAGAACGUCUGUGCCUUCUCUGCCGGGAAGUACGGUUGCGAAGGCAGGGAUGUUCCAUGUCUGGUUUACACUACAUUCCACGGUCAAAUCUUCAUCUAUCGCAACGUCACUCUUCCUUCCAUACCUUCCACCAACAUGCUUCAGUCUCUCAAAACUAACGAUUUUCCAGUGGAAGUCAGACAAAAAUGGGACUCAUUCACUGAUGUGCAGAAAAGGACUCACAUUCGUGACUGCCUCUACGCACCACAUUCACAAUCAUGAAUGUUUUGCGCUAAUAUUAUAAUUAUACCGGG
Geodia barretti is the source of this 1823-nucleotide messenger RNA. The record is from the annotation of a GenBank genome assembly. NCBI's taxonomy places the organism in Eukaryota, Metazoa, Porifera, Demospongiae, Tetractinellida, Geodiidae.